AUGGCUAGCAUGCCAUCGGAGAAGAAGUCCGAGGCCCAGGCAGCUCCUCCUGGCCAGCCACCCGGGGCGUCGGAAGACGACAUGUUUAACAGUCCUCUCUUUGAGCAGCUGCGAGAGUGGAUGGCAAAGGAGACCAAGAAGUUUACGUUCGCGUGUGGGGGCACAAUUCCCAUAUGCACUACUUCACCAGCCGGUCUGCCCGCCUCUCCCACUUUGAAACUGGAUUCUAUCUCGGAUGACGAUGACGUUGAGUCCGACAAGAAGGACGCGCGUGCGUCUAGCAAGCGGGCUGACUCCGACAAGGCGUCCGUCACGGGCAGUAUUGGUGACGAAAAGCCGCUUUCGGUCUCAUGUCGACCAAUUGAUUUACGCUGGGACGCGGAGAACGAGAACCGGCUCUCGUCUCAAGCGAAGAUCACAUUGCCUCUGGACUCCGAGACCGAAGCCAACCUGCCAAACCUGAUCAACGACACCCAACCGGUCACUUUUGGGCUAGGCGACAAAGACGUCCUGGAUGAAUCGUACAGGAAGACUCAGAAGCUUGACCCGUCGUGUUUCGCCACGAGCUUCAAUCCGUACGAGGUCAGCAUCAUCGUCACCGUUGCGCAGGCCCUUCUGCCUAGUCUGCGGAACCCGGCGCCUAUGAGGUCCGUCAAGGCGGAACUUUACAAGUUGAAUUGUGCAUUAUCUGACACCAUUUGGGAGAUCUACUCCGGUCCUUCGGGGAGAUUCAAGGCACAUGUCGAUACCCCUCGCUCUCCCAGGCAGUUUGGCUCCCUGGUAGUCUGCCUACCCCUGGAGCACAACGGAGGAGCUCUCGAGGUCCGCCACAAGGGGACCACCGUGGCAUUCGACUGGAGCAACUCCAGACAAGACGUCGACCAUGCCACCGUACGGUGGGCGGCGUUCUACAGCGAUUGCGAACAUGAGGUACUCGAGGUCAAGUCCGACCAUCGUCUCACUCUCACGUAUAAUAUGUACUGCGUUAGAGGCAACGGUCAGCUAGGUGGUUUUUGCCCUCCGCUCGAUCCUGUGCAGCUGCCGAUGUAUACGACUAUCCGCGAUCUGGUCCGGAAGGAAGGAGGCUGGCCUACAGUAUUCCAGGGGUUUACAUCGGCUACUACUGCAGCCACAUUUACCCGCACACAAACGGUGACCGUCAACUUCCUCAUGCCCGACAUGCUCAAGGGGGCGGACAUGCUCAUAUACGAGAUAUUUCGCUCCCUCGGACUUACGAUCACAUUCCGUCCAGUUAUCCCGGAUCGGGGAUUCCUAAGCUAUUCCAGAGACGACGAAUCCGAAGACUGGCACGAUCCGCUGUUGGGUAGGGACCUCGUGUGGCAAGACCUAGGAGAGGAAGAAUACAUCAAUCCAGAAGAAGACUUCAAUCCAACCAUAUAUCGAAGCGUCAACUGGAUGAACAAGCCUGGACACCAGGAGGCGCAGCUGCAGUUUCUCGCGUAUGUAAACGAGUACUCAGCGGUAACUGUAUACCCGAGUUGCGACAUUGUUGUCGAGGUGCCGUCAGCUCCUUCGAAGGCAGACAAGCCGAAACCAAAGGGUAAGAAGAGAAAGGCUUCGGGUCAUUAG
Messenger RNA from Anthostomella pinea, 1590 nucleotides. The record is from the annotation of a GenBank genome assembly. Lineage: Eukaryota; Fungi; Ascomycota; Sordariomycetes; Xylariales; Xylariaceae.